Molecule: messenger RNA, 6887 nt
Organism: Ctenopharyngodon idella (grass carp)
Lineage: Eukaryota; Metazoa; Chordata; Actinopteri; Cypriniformes; Xenocyprididae
Exons: 7
Coding region: 210-1520 (436 amino acids)
Source: RefSeq, a predicted model, not a curated record
UCGAUCACUCUGCAUCUUUCUUCUUUCCUGAGGCAGAUUAUUCACACGAGGGAAACUACAGCUGUGUUUAUGAAGUCAUACUGUCCUCACGCACCUUCCGUUCAUCUGCCUCUGAACUGCUGGUCAUCACUAUCACAGUGCACUUGCAGCAGCCCAGCAUUCCCCGCAUUGCUCCUGAUGGACAGUUUGAUGUUGGGCCUCAGGGGCCAAUGAUCCCAUGGGGCGACAGUUUCACUAUCAUCUGUUCCACUGAAUCUCAGUAUCCUGGAGGCUCCUUCUACCUGUUUAGAGAAUCAAAUAUCGCCAAAAGUCAGUCAGCUGUCGAUCACUCUGCCUCCUUCUCAUUUCCUGAAGCAGAUUAUUCACACGAGGGAAACUACAACUGUGUUUAUGAAGUCAGUGUUUCCUCACGCUCCUUCCGCUCAUCUGCCUCUAAACUGCUGGUCAUCACUAUCACAGUGCACUUGCAGCAGCCCAGCAUUCCCCGCAUUGCUCCUGAUGGACAGUUUGAUGUUGGGCCUCAGGGGCCAGUGAUCACCAGGGGUCACAGUUUCACUAUCAUCUGUUCCACUGAAUCUCAGUAUACUGGAGGCUCCUUCUACCUGUUUAGAGAAGCAAAUAUCACCAAGAGUCAGUCAGCUGUCGAUCUCUCUGCCUCCUUCUCAUUUCCUGAGGCAGAUUAUUCAUAUGAGGGAAACUACAGCUGUGUUUAUGAAGUCAUUUUGUCCUCACGCUCCUUCCGUUCAUCUGCCUCUGAACUGCUGGUCAUCACUAUCACAGUGCAAUUGCAGCAGCCCAGCAUUCCCCGCAUUGCUCCUGAUGGACAGUUUGAUGUUGGGCCUCAGGGGCCAGUGAUCACCAGGGGUCACAGUUUCACUAUCAUCUGUUCCACUGAAUCUCAGUAUCCUGGAGGCUCCUUCUACCUGUUUAAGGAAUCAAAUAUCACCAAGAGUCAGUCAGCUGUCGAUCUCUCUGCCUCUUUCUUCUUUUCUGAGGCAGAUUAUUCACAUGAGGGAAACUACAGCUGUGUUUAUGAAGUCAUUUUGUCCUCACGCUCCUUCCGUUCAUCUGCCUCUGAACUGCUGGUCAUCACUAUCACAGUGCACUUGCAGCAGCCCAGCAUUCCCCGCAUUGCUCCUGAUGGACAGUUUGAUGUUGGGCCUCAGGGGCCAGUGAUCACCAGGGGUCACAGUUUCACUAUCAUCUGUUCCACUGAAUCUCAGUAUACUGGAGGCUCCUUCUACCUGUUUAAGGAAUCAAAUAUCACCAAGAGUCAGUCAGCUGUCGAUCUCUCUGCCUCCUUCUCAUUUCCUGAGGCAGAUUAUUCACACGAGGGAAACUACAGCUGUCUUUAUGAAGUCAUUUUGUCCUCACGCUCCUUCUGUUCAUCUGCCUCUGAACUGCUGGUCAUCACUAUCACAGCCUCCCUGCUUCCUGUCAUUGGUGCUGUGGUGUCAGCUGUGCUGCUCUUAUUGUCUGUCCUCAUAAUCAUCCUCCUGGUCAAGAGAAGACAAAAAUAAAAGAAUAAGGAAACUCAUUUGAAGUGCUGUUUUAAAAAAAGGACAACAAAAAUGAAGAUGAUGAUGAGGCUGAUUAUGAAAAUGUAGAAUCUAAUGGUAAAAAACAUGGAUCAUGAUGACUCUGAAGAGGACUAUAUCAAUGUGAAUGUUACAGAGAAUAAAAGUGUGGUACACAAAUCUGAUGAUAACAUUUAUGAAAGCUAUGAAUAGGCCUAUUGAGUGAUCCCAAAAUGCUGUAAUUAAUGAGGCUUCAAACAGAUUAAAUAUUGCAGCCAAGUCCGGUUGACAGUGAAUGAAAGAAACAUAUGCUACUUUAUGGUUUAUAUGAACAAAUGUAAGUAAAAAAAAAAAAAAAAAAAAAAAAAAGAACAAAUUUAAAAGGGUGUGUUUAAUUCUAAUACUAGUAGGAGUAUUAAGUGCUCUUCCAUUUUCAGUUGUGUUGCCAGUUUUCAACCUGUGCUCCAAACCCCCAGUGGGCCAUGUAGGUACUGCAGGGGGACUGUAAAUAAUGAUUUAAAAUAUAAUUUGUCAGAGCUAAAUAUCGUAAUAUUUUAAAAUAUUAGGAUCUUGAACAUAUUACAAAAUAGGUAAUUAAGUUGCAAUUUUAAAUUUUGCUGUGUUUUGCUGUAUAAGAGCUAAAGUUUGGGCUAAGAAGUGUAACCUCCACGUAGCUAAACAUUUUUUUCUUUUUCUUCGUAAACCGCUUUGGUGCGAAGAUUUGAAAAUACAGUCUAUCAUUUUCGUGAGUCCUGUAGGCCUAGUGUAAUUCGUAAGUGAACGUGCCGAUACAAAAACAUUGACAGAGCUGUUUUCAGCAUAGACAACAUUGAGAAUGAAUGUUGUACAUAAAUGUAAUGAACCUGGUAACCUGGCUUUCUUUGAUGACUUUCAGAAAAUUAAUAGUUAAAAACAAAAGAAAGUCCCGCACACAAUCAGAGCUUACAAAAGUAUCAAAAAAAAAAAAAAAAUGUAUUUAUCACAACGUUUCAGUCCCAUGACCUUCAUCAGGCAUAGCCUAUAUUCAGUCAUGAACUCAUUAUACAUUGCUUAACAAAUUAACCCAUUUAAUCCCACCGGUCACUAUUGUGACCACAAAUUUUCCUCACAUAUUUUGGUGUGGUAUUAAAAAGCAACUCUUAUUAUGAAGCACAUGUUCAUUUAUAAUGCAAAUUUAAGAUGUCUGCAUGAGUUCUGGGCAGGUCUAACAUUAUUGUGUAGUUUGGUCAUGUGACCACACACAUUUAUUUCCUGGUACUGCCAUCUUAACACGAUGAUGGCGUUAAAGCUCAGAAAUGACAGUUAUGUUUUCUAAGUAAAUUUUUGAAUAGCUCAUACAUUUUUUGCACACAUCAUCAUGAAAGGGUUAUCUAUACAUACAUUUUGAAAUUAUAUUAAUACAUAGUUUAUUCUGUUGUCAGACUGCAGAUAAAUGAAGACGGUCACAACUGUGACCGGUGAUAUAACACAGGGAGUCUAUGUCCCCUAUAUGUUAUUCUCAUAAACUCUAUUUCAGACUGACCGUAAGUCAAGUUUUGGAUUUACUUGAUCCUUGGUGACAUCCGUCCGUCCGUCCAUCUAUCUAUCUGUCUGUCCGUCUAUCUAUCUGUCUAUCUAUCUAUCUAUCUAUCUAUCUGUCUGUCUGUCUGUCUGUCUGACUAUCUAUCUAUCUAUCUAUCUAUCUGUCUGUCUAUCUAUCUAUCUAUCUAUCCGUCUGUCUGUCUGACUAUCUGCCUGUCUGACUAUCUGUCUGACUAUCUGUCUGUCUGACUAUAAAACACUAAUUUCAUCUAUUUAACCCAAUCUUUAAACUAAUUGCUGGAGGUUUGUCAUUUUUUAAAUGCAUUGACACCAUAGAAUUAAACUCCCUGUGUUCUACCACCGGUCACUUUUGUGACCGGUCAUAAAACCCAAUUUUUCAUGGACUUUUCAAUAUUUUUUUUUACAUGAUUGACAUUGAUUGUUUAAUAUCCUUACAAAUACCAUACAAAUUCAUACAUGUCAUCUCUGGGAAAAAUUUGGGAUUAAACGGGUUAAACCAAUAACAGAAUGUAAAAUUCAUUGUUUAUUUACGUUGCUUUUUGUGAAUGUCCUUUACCUCCUAAAGAAAAUGCCUUCAAACCUAAGGCAUUCUAAGAAAUCUAAACAUAAUUAUCAUACUAGACUAAAUAAUAUAAUAUAAUAUAGCCUAAUAGUGAAUGUAACAGCUAAUUGUGUAUGUAAUAGCUAAUAUAAUAUGGCUAAUUGUGAAUGUAGGUUGCAAAGUAUUCAUGUCUUCAGUGUUGCUCUGACAUAUUUUUGCUUGAAAGAAAGAACUCAAAGCGGAAGUUGUAAACAAUUUAUCCAACCCAUAGACAUUAUAAUAAACUAUGGUCGUUACGGCUGCGACGCGGCUACCGGAGCUGAUACGUGGCCACUCUAGUCAAUGCUCGUGUUUACACCAGCCGCACCGCGGUGCGUUUUAGAAGCGGCCCAGAAGCGGCUCGCCACGCCGCUUCGCUAAAGAUAGGCGCCUCGCAGCUAAAAUACAAAAUAAAGUUAAAAUAAUCACCCUGUGUAAACUCCCGCUCAUAUUUCACAUCACUAGGAGGCCAGAAACUGACGACAAGAGAUUCGAAGUUGAAAAACUUCUUGUUGUCCAUAACUGGACUUUUAACUAAGUCUGUAGGCUACAGCAAAAUGGCAUAUCAAUAAACACAAUCAAACCGGACGCUUCUAAAACGCCCCGCGGCGCGGCUGGUGUAAACAAGAGCAUUGACUAGAGUGGCCGUGUAUCAGCUCCGGUAGCCACAUCACAUUUUACAUAAGCAUUAAGUGUGAAUAACUCCUUAUAGGCAUGAAUAGAACAGUGUGGCUCUUAUAGAAAAUAACAAGAUAGUACGUGACUACAACAGAUUAAAAACAGGAAAAGAAGAACUUAAAAACAGAACAAGAGAUCAAGGAGAAACAAAGCAAAACACUUUCUUCUUAACAAUGGCCACUUUAAGUCAUUUAUGACUUAGUGUUUUGCUUCAUCCUAAUUCUAAGGCAAAGGCUGUUUUUACAGGUGUAGUACCUGAACAUAUUACAAGCAAACUACAUUUAAAACAUUCAUUCUAGUUAGCAGAUACAUAUCUUCUUGUUGCUCCAACAGUAGUCUUCACAGCCCUUUGGACUGUUGACAUAAUACAUGGAUCAAAGACAAAGCAAAAUGAAUGCAAACAACACAAUCAUUAUUAUCAUCACAUAAUAUUCCACGUUCACAAACAUUCCUGUAAUUCCUUCCCACCAGUCUUCUCCAGUUACUUCUCUAUUCUAGUCUUUCCAUUAUUCUUGUAAUAUUUUGUAUCCCUUACUAAGAGGGAUCAUUGGGUGUGUGGAAUAUUGUUGGGCGUACAUUGUUGGCUACAACUUGCUUUUUCUGCUGCACUCACUGAUAUAUACAUGGUCUGUGUUAGUUUAAUAUUGCUAGUCGUCAGUGAGUCACAAUCAUUCAUGCUUACUCUACUUAUAUUGCCAAACUAAGAAGUGUUCUCUUCUUCUGAUUUUACUUCCUUCACUACUCCUGUGACCCUAUCCAAUAAUAUUCCUUUUCUCAAUUGAGCAUAUGCGAAUAAAGUGGUUUGUCCUAUAACAUGAUUUCUACAAUUUGCAUAGGUCACUGUUAUGGCUACAACUGAUGGGUCAUCUUGCUUCUACAAACCCAAUUCCAAAAAAGUUGGGACACUGUACAAAUUGUGAAUAAAGAAGGAAUGCAAUGAUUUUGAUUCGUCUGACCACAGAACAGUUUUCCACUUUGCCACAGUCCAUUUUAAAUGAGCCUUGGCCCAGAGAAAACGCCUGCGCUUCUGGAUCAUGUUUAGAUAUGGCUUCUUUUUUUACCUAUAGAGUUUUAACCAGCAACGACGAAUGGCACGGUGGAUUGUGUUCACCGACAAUGUUUUCUGGAAGUAUUCCUGAGCCCAUGUUGUGAUUUCAAUUACAGUAUCAUUCCUGUAUGUGAUGCAGUGCCGCCUAAGGGCCCGAAGAUCACGGGCAUUCAGUAUGGUUUUCCGGCCUUGACCCUUACGCACAGAUAUUGUUCCAGAUUCUCUGAAUCUUUGGAUGAUAUUAUGCACUGUAGAUGAUGAUAACUUCAAACUCUUUGCAAUUUUUCUCUGAGAAACUUUCUGAUAUUGCUCCACUACUUUUCGCCGCAGCAUUGGGGGAAUUGGUGAUCCUCUGCCCAUCUUGACUUCUGAGAGACACUGCCACUCUGAGAGGCUCUUUUUAUACCCAAUCAUGUUGCCAGUUGACCUAAUAAGUUGCAAAUUGGUCCUCCAGCUGUUCCUUAUAUGUACAUUUAACUUUUCCGGUCCCAACUUUUUUGGAAUGUGUAGCUCUCAUGAAAUCCAAAAUGAGCCAAUAUUUGGCAUGACAUUUCAAAAUGUCUCACUUUCAACAUUUGAUAUGUUAUCUAUAUUCUAUUGUGAAUAAAAUCUAAGUUUAUGAGAUUUGUAAAUUAUUUCAUUAAUUUUUUAUUCACAAUUUGUACAGUGUCCCAACUUUUUUGGAAUCAGGUUUGUACCUACCCUUCUGCAUGCCCAACUUGAGGAUGUAUUAGUAAAUGAAAAUGGGGCAAUGCACUUAAAACCUGUGACCUGUUCAUCCAAAGACUCAGGAAUUCUAUGUGUAUGGGCAGGUUUGCAAGUAGCCAGUUUUAAUUUAGACCUAAAUGGUGUCAAGGGAACCUUUGAUUACCCAGAGUAGCUAUGUAUUGUAAUCUUUUGCCUGCAGGUGGCCCCCACACCACUGUAAGGUAUGGUUUUUCUGCAUAAGCUGGGCUUUUCUGCUGGCACAGGAGAAAACAGAAAAACAUCAAACAAUCAAACUCUCUAAAAUCAGAUCCAUGUAAUUUUAAAUCUAUUCUUAACUUGCUGCUUUUUCUGGCCAUAUUUUAUAUUCACAAGUGUAAAUUUUCAAAGAAAACUUCUUUUUUUUAUUUUCAAGAAAGAUUUUGAUAUGUAUUUAAAUUCUUUGAAUAACUCUAAAAAAUUCUAAGGCAGACUCUGCAAUGGUGUAAAUCAUAUAAGCUAUUUUAGCUUUCUUUGUUUUUUGUUUUAUGUAACCCUCUGCUCCUUUGUUUAUUAUUGUAUUGUAUUGUUCAUUACUGUCUUGUCUUAUAUUUGUUAUUGCAUAAUAAUAAAUAUAUAUAGAGAGAGAGAGGUAAGAAUCACAAGUUACUCACAGUGUAUUAGCCUGUGAUGUUUAUGAAGUAUUUUGAAAUAGCCUUUUUAGAACAUCUUAACUGGCAACACUGACACUGUGGAACGUUUUUGCUAGAGUUAACUGCUUAUUUAAGUUAACUUUAUUUUCUUUAAAUAAAUGUAAGCUUUUGUAAUGUUGUUUUAA